UUUUUACGCAUGCGUACUAUUUGUUUCUGAUUGCUGUGUGAUUGUCCCCGUCUGUCAAGUCGUGAUCCUCGUGGUCGAACGGUCGCCCGGUCACCUCGUCGCUGUUACUGAAAAUGUCGGGGAAGUCUAAGGCAUUUACCAAAGAGGAAGAACUGCUGUUGCAGGACUUUUCCAGGAACGUAUCGACGAAGUCCUCAGCAUUGUUCUACGGCAAUGCCUUCAUCGUUUCGGCGAUACCCAUUUGGCUAUUUUGGAGAAUACAUUUGAUUGAUCUGUAUUCUAACAUAAUCUCUUUCAUACUGGUUACAUUAGUGAGCACAUAUGCCCUUGCCUUGGCAUAUAAAAACACAAAAUUUAUUCUCAAACAUAAGAUUGCUGUAAAAAGAGAAGACGCUGUAACUAAGGAAAUAAGCCGAAAACUUGCAGAGGACAAAAAAAUGAGCAAAAAAGAAAAGGAUGAAAGGAUCCUGUGGAAGAAGAAUGAAGUAGCAGAUUAUGAAGCAACAACGUUCUCAAUUUUCUACAAUAACGCCCUUUUCUUGGCAUUCGUUAUCGUAUCUUCGUUUUAUGUUUUAAAAACAUUCACGCCUGCGGUAAACUAUAUAUUGUCCGUAGGCGCUACCAGCGCAUUCUUAGCACUAUUCUCAACAGGAUCCCAAUAAUAUAUACUAUAAACUCACAUAUUUUGUUAACUAAUUCCAUAAGAAACCUCCAACUGUUCGAUUUACCUUUUAUAUGGAAUAAUUAUGAAUAAUAAAUACAUUUCUAUUUGUAAUAAAA
Molecule: messenger RNA, 780 nt
Organism: Monomorium pharaonis (pharaoh ant)
Lineage: Eukaryota; Metazoa; Arthropoda; Insecta; Hymenoptera; Formicidae
Product: translocon-associated protein subunit gamma
Exons: 4
Coding region: 114-662 (182 amino acids)
Biological process (GO): SRP-dependent cotranslational protein targeting to membrane
Cellular component (GO): endoplasmic reticulum; membrane
Source: RefSeq, a predicted model, not a curated record